Molecule: messenger RNA, 3418 nt
Organism: Branchiostoma belcheri (Belcher's lancelet)
Lineage: Eukaryota; Metazoa; Chordata; Leptocardii; Amphioxiformes; Branchiostomatidae
Product: peroxisome assembly factor 2-like
Biological process (GO): protein import into peroxisome matrix
Cellular component (GO): cytosol; peroxisomal membrane
Molecular function (GO): ATP binding; ATP hydrolysis activity
Source: RefSeq, a predicted model, not a curated record
CGAAGUUAAAGAUGGCGGUGCCCAGGCGACAUGGAAUUUUGCGGACGUUUUCUUUUCCUCCUGGUCACCACCCCUUGCACCUAGGAAUCACGGAUCAAGAUGCAAAUGUUAUAGGAUGUAACAUAGAAGAUGCUGUGUCUGUCAUUUCAUUGACGAGGGCGCCAAACGAUUCUGACAGGAGGAAAGAUCUGUUCGCCUGCGUUUCGCCCCUCCCCCUCGACUCUGAACCUACCAAAGUGGGCGGGGACGAUGGCACAGCUGAUAUCAUAACUUUGUUUGCUGAGGAGAUGUUCUUCCGACAUUAUGGCUUCAGACACGAACAGAAGGUUACUUUUCGCCUUGUGAAAGCUUUUCCUCUCAGUAGACUUGUUAUCGGGACACGGAAGCAGCAAUGUUACGACUGGGCAAAUGGAGUGAUGUUCGGGACCGGUCUCCUCGUUGCGGUCUGCCAACAAAAGCUGUUGGCCAGGAAAGGAGACGUGAUGCUGGCCCCCGUGCUGCCGAUGCUGGGGGAUCCGGACACUGUCCUGCAGCAUUAUUUUGACAUGACAGUACUGGAAUGUGAGCCUGGGCUGCAGGGAGUUGUCACUGUCAAUACGUCUGUUAUUGUCACUUUGAUGGAUGAAGGAAGUGAAGAUAACUCACCUGAGGCUGACAGAGAUAGGUUGUCUCCUCCAAUAGCUGUUGUAUCUGACUUUGCCAGCUGCCUACAGACCAUGGAGUACACAUUGUCACUGCUGCCACAAGAAAGCCUCACUAAGGAAAAUGCAGAGAAGUUUUUGUCUUCACUACACAGUUCACAAUAUGUGAAGAGUUCCAACAUGAUGAUGAAAGUAAGGGUACUACAGCAGCAGUUAAAUGCAGCUGGGGAGACAGAUACAGGGGUCAGGUGUGCAGCUGAGCACCAGGUGUUUGUCAGUCUUAUGACACUGCAGAGGUUGAAAGUCUUCAGUGGUUCCUGGGUCAAAAUCUCCAUUGCGUCUGACAAUGAAGAUCAGUCUCAGGAUAGGGAAAUCUUAUCUGUCAAUGUACCAAAUGAGACUGUUGUUGUUCCAAGUGAAACCACCACACCUCAAGAAGAGGAAGUCUCUCACACGAUACCUGACCUUAAGGAAAAGUCUGCAGAAGACCUGCUGCCAUCAGGUAGUCCAGUGAGGAAGCUUGUUCCAAGAGUGUGUCUGGUUCAGCUGUGUGGUGUUGAGGCAGGCAGUCCACACAUGGUGUCAGAUGAUGUCCUGCAUGUCUCCCCCCAGCUGUGGUUCAAUCUUCAGAACCUGCCUCCCAUCAAAUCACCUGGCAGUUGUAUGUGUACAAUAGAGCCACUGUUGCCACUCAGUCCUGGCCCUGUCCAGUCCCAGAGUCCCAGCAGGUCCUGUCAGCCACCUUAUGCCAGCCAGGUGUGCAUCACCAUGGUAACAUCACCUGCCUACACACCCACCUGUCACUUUGACUCAGCACUCAAACAGUACUUCUCUACUACCAGGUGUCCAUUUGUAUAUUUUAAGGUGACCCAGGUGUCACCCACAUGUCAGGAGGUUCCAUCCUAUCUGGUUGAUCUGAAGCAUACUGACUUAUACCAGGAAGGGCUGGUGAACAGCUACAUCCCUGCAUCAGCUGACACCUUCACAUCUGACACCCCAUCCUCCUUGUCGACCAGUGUCCAUCCUCCAGGCCUGGACCAGUAUGUGGAUAGGCUGUGUGACAUCAUUGUCCCAUACCUGACACAUAGCCCACCCGAGGCAGUGAAGUCCUCUGUCCUGCUGACUGGACCUCAGGGUGUGGGCAAGUCUACAGUCAUCCGAGCUGUCAGGAGGAGACUCAACACGCACCUGUUACAGGUGAACUGUUAUAACCUGUGUGGUGAGAGUUCUGCUGCUACAGAGACCAGGGUGAACAGCCUGUUCCAGAAGGCCCUGAGCUGUGCCCCCUGUAUCCUACAUCUCAGGAACCUGGGGGUUCUGGGAAGGGACAGGGAUGGACAUGAGGAGGACCCUCGGGUGGCUGCCACGCUGCAUGAAGCUUUAAUAGGACUCAGACAUGAAACCAGUGAGUACCCAGUAAUAGUGGUUGCCAGCAGUGCAGCUGCUAAGGAUGUCACAAGUGAUGUGAGGGGAGCAUUUCUUCAUCAUGUGGACAUCAAGACCCCCAGUAAAAGAGACCGUGUGAUGAUGUUGAAGACACUCUGUCAGGAUGUACCCCUCAGUUCAGAUGUCUCCAUAGACAAGAUUGCUGCCAGAUCAGCUGGAAUGGUUCUUGGUGAUCUCUGCAGUCUCCUGUCCUGUGCAGCAAGAAAAGCUCACAGGAGGAUUCUAGGUUCAUGCUGUCCAGAUGGCAGGUUGAGUGAACAGGAGCAGGUGGACCUGGUAGCAGCUGGGGUGGAGGUGAAACAGGUGGACUUUGAGAAGGCCCUGGACCACCUGCAGGCAGCUCACUCAGACGCCAUUGGGGCACCAAAGAUCCCCAACGUGAGCUGGGAGGAUGUAGGCGGGCUGGCCCAGGUGCGGGCAGAGAUCCUGGACACCAUCCAGCUGCCUCUGCAGCACCCGCAGCUGUUUGCAGCUGGCAUGAGGAGAUCAGGUGUUCUGCUGUAUGGACCUCCAGGCACAGGGAAGACCCUGCUGGCUAAAGCUGUGGCUACAGAGUGUUCACUCAACUUCCUCAGUGUGAAGGGUCCAGAGCUGAUCAACAUGUAUGUAGGGCAGAGUGAGGAGAAUGUCAGAGAAGUGUUCUCCCGUGCCAGAAGUGCAGCGCCCUGUGUGAUCUUUUUUGAUGAGCUGGACUCUCUCGCUCCCAACAGGGGCAGGAGUGGGGACUCAGGAGGGGUCAUGGACAGGGUUGUUUCUCAGCUGCUGGCUGAGCUGGAUGGGCUCCACUCUGCUGCUGAGGUGUUUGUGAUCGGAGCCACCAACAGGCCAGACCUGCUGGACCCUGCACUGCUCAGGCCAGGAAGGUUUGACAAGCUGUUGUUCUUGGGUGUGAGUGAGGACCGACCGUCACAGCUCAAAAUUCUCCAGGCUCUCACAAGGAAGUUCCAACUUGCUGCUGACACCCAGCUUGAGAAGGUUGUAGACAACUGUCCCUACAACAUGACAGGAGCAGACUUCUAUGCACUCUGCUCCGAUGCCAUGCUUAAUGCCAUCAGGAGGAAGAUAGAGCAGCUGGAAGCAGGCCUCCCAGUUGACCAGACUGAUGUAACAGUAGGGGAGCAAGAUUUCAUCAUGGCACUCCAGACUCUGGAACCUUCUGUGUCCACCUCAGAACUGGACAGGUACAAGCAGCUGCAGGGCCUGUUCACAACUUCUCUGUCCAACUCAUCUGUCCCAAGUCUGGAGUGACACCUCCAGGUUUCAAGUGGGCUUGGUAUGAACAGAUUAAAGUUGGGCAUUUUGUCAAGGCUGCAUCAAUAACAUCAUGGAGA